GCUGUACACAUGGGACGAAGCCCUAGGGGUCCUUACAACAGAAGUCGUCUGCCGCGAAGCUCACACGCUUUCAAUGCGUCACGUAUACGAAGCAUCCAAGCCUAGCCCAUCUCUCCAGCUCGCACUACUAUGGAUCCUGGCCCCCCGCGACCCCAAUGAAGUACCUUCCGCACCGCCCCAACGCAAUAUGGAUGCUCACGAGCGUACACAUGCGUACAUACACCAGCUACACGUCUUUUGGGCGCAUUUGCUGCACUACGAGGAGUCACUGGCAGACUUCAGGAAAACGGUAGCGUUUCUGGUGGACACUAACACUAGUCAUGGAUCCACGAGGGAUGACGUGCCAGGUCCGGGAAUGCAGAUAUCAUAAGUCCCCAUGAAAAGCCGAUGAAGGGUCAACUGUUAUCUCCAGAUGUCUGCAGGGACGGCCUCUGAAAUGGGAGAACACUGGGAGAACGGAGCAU
Guyanagaster necrorhizus is the source of this 464-nucleotide messenger RNA. RefSeq lists its product as uncharacterized. The transcript has a single exon. The record is from RefSeq and is a predicted model, not a curated record. Lineage: Eukaryota; Fungi; Basidiomycota; Agaricomycetes; Agaricales; Physalacriaceae. Bases 74 to 370 code for a protein of 98 amino acids.